GGGCGCAUGCGCAGUGGGAGCUGGAUUGUUGCAGCCCCAGACAGGGCGGCCCGUUACCAAGCACUGCACCGCGCAGGGUCUGACAACGACGACAGCAACGGGCUUUGACAUAAGGAAUCCUGCCAGCGUGAUAACAACACAGACACUCCCGAACACAGUAGGGGAUGGCAGUGAAUGUGUACGCCACAUCCGUGUCCAUUGACAACCUCAGCCGACAUGACAUGCUGGCGUGGGUCAACGAUUCUUUGCAUCUCACCUACACUAAGAUUGAGCAGCUCUGUUCAGGAGCGGCAUAUUGCCAGUUCAUGGACAUGUUGUUUCCAGGUUGCAUCCUUCUGAAGAAGGUCAAAUUUCAAGCCAAGCUGGAGCAUGAAUUUAUACACAACUUCAAAGUUCUUCAGGCAGCUUUUAAAAGGAUGAGUGUUGACAAAAUUAUUCCUGUAGAAAAGCUCGUAAAAGGGAAGUUCCAGGACAACUUUGAAUUCGUGCAGUGGUUCAAGAAGUUCUUUGACGCCAACUACGACGGGAAGGAGUACGACCCUUUACUAGCCAGACAGGGUCAGGACGUGGCCCCUGCCCCCAACCCAGGUGAUCACUUUAUCCACAAACCAAAGAGAAACCCAGGACCACAGAGGACAUCUCCAACAGUUCCCAAAAACAUGCCAACACCACAGCGGGUCCAACACAACACUCCAGCCAUGAGGAAGAAUCCCUCUUUGUCUCGAAACGGGGGCAGUGAUGCUGAAAUCAUGGAGCUAAAUCAACAGUUGAUGGAGUUGAAGUUGACUGUAGAUGGACUAGAGAAGGAGAGAGACUUCUACUUCAGCAAACUACGGGACAUUGAGCUGAUCUGCCAGGAGCACGAGAGUGAAAACAACCCCAUCCUCAGCAAGAUAAUCGACAUUCUCUACGCAACAGAGGAAGGUUUUGCACCUCCAGAGGAUGAUGACCUUGAUGAACAAGCUCACCUGGAUCAGGAUGAAUACUGAACCCUUCAUUUCCCUCCCCCUCCUAACAUCUCCAUCUUCCCUUCUCUAUUCUUUUCACCCUCGUUUGUUUUCUACUCUGCACGGUCUAUAAAUACUCACCAUUAUCCCCGCUUUCCCCCUGGCUUUUCCUUUCUUUCUCAUAAGUAUAUCUGUUCGUAACCACACCAUCAACCGGCCGUCUACAUACUAUACACAAUUACUCUGCAUCAUCAUUUGCUGCUCCUCCCUGCCCCCACAACAGUAACGUACGACAUAUCCCAGUUAUUUCAGCAUGAGUAAUGCAGAACCGAGCCUGGCAUGGAGGCUGUUAUGGCAAACAGUGAAUUUUGAGUGUGUAAAUAUUGCCGACAUUGUGAUUUCUGAGAGACCAAUGUCUUUGCUCACUAUGGAGUUAUUUAUUUGCCUUUGGUGCGCUGUGAUACUUCGAUAAGAGCACAGAACAACGCUGUUCCAAUGUGCCAUCAGUACACUCCCAGAGCUACUAAAAACUGUAACAAACAUGACUUUUUAAUAACAAUUUCUUAUUUAUUUAACUUAUGUUUAAUUUAGAUUAACUUUCUGUAGCAAAGUUGGUGCAAAAACCUACUGUACAUGAAUAGAAAAGCCAAGGCCAUGUGUGUUAUUUCAGUUGUGGUUUGUGCUGGAGUCAGCAUCAAGCUUUCAGUUCGUGUUAUGGUGGGUUCAUGGCAUGUAGAAUCACUGAAGGACUCAAAGCAUAUGUGGUCAGUGCUCUGCAAUUAUUCAUUAUUGAUCGGCAACAUAUCUGAGCAUGGGAAUGUUACACAUUGACUGUGAAUGAGUGAUAUUUUGUAUAUGUAUGUAUUUUGCGUGGAGAUUUUGUCUGAUGUCGCACGAUUCUGGUUAACUGCAGUCAUACCGUUUAGACCGACAUGAAAGGGCCUAUGAGUUUAGAGGUGGAAAGCCACCUGCAGACUGACAACAUGGUGAUAGAUUGUAGCUGUUCUAAUGUUUUAUUCUAAAAUAUAAAAGGGAGCCUGACACUGAGUUAAUACAAACACAUUUUAACAUGACAGCUUCUAUCAUGUUUUUCCUGCUAAUCUUGUGUUUUACACUUUCAGUUUGCUGUAAUAAGGUUUGCCCAGCGUGUAUGAGUUGUAAUUUGGAAAGAAGUCAGUAGAAAGAGAUCAGUUAGAGCAAGGAUGUCCUCCUCCAGCUACUUUUAUUUUGCAAACUGGCUGUCAUCUGCUCUGGAAAUUGCAUUCAUUGACUGUGUAAACAUCUACAGAACACUCAUCUUUUGAGUUUUGAAUAAAUAAAACAGUUGUGAAAUAAA
Messenger RNA from Scatophagus argus, 2283 nucleotides. RefSeq names its product microtubule-associated protein, RP/EB family, member 3a (gene mapre3a). Bases 165 to 989 code for a protein of 274 amino acids. The transcript has 7 exons. Gene Ontology annotation, biological process: protein localization to microtubule plus-end; regulation of microtubule polymerization or depolymerization; spindle assembly. The record is from RefSeq and is a predicted model, not a curated record. Gene Ontology annotation, molecular function: microtubule plus-end binding. Gene Ontology annotation, cellular component: microtubule organizing center; spindle midzone; cytoplasmic microtubule. Lineage: Eukaryota; Metazoa; Chordata; Actinopteri; Scatophagidae.